Messenger RNA from Ahaetulla prasina, 5967 nucleotides. It is a transcript of the gene PCDH10, whose product is annotated as protocadherin 10. The coding region runs from base 910 to 4104 and encodes 1064 amino acids. NCBI's taxonomy places the organism in Eukaryota, Metazoa, Chordata, Lepidosauria, Squamata, Colubridae. The transcript is spliced from 4 exons. Gene Ontology annotation, molecular function: calcium ion binding. Gene Ontology annotation, biological process: homophilic cell-cell adhesion. The record is from RefSeq and is a predicted model, not a curated record. Gene Ontology annotation, cellular component: plasma membrane.
GAGAGAAAGAGCCACCUAGUCAGUGAAUGAGUCUGGGAAGCCAGAGAUAGCUUAAAAAGGAGGGUGGAUGAAAACUGAUCCGGACUCUUGUUAGCGAGGGGAAGAAAGAAAGAAAAAAGACCGCUUCCAGGGAAAAGGCAUUCAAGGAAGAGAUGGCGAGAGAGGUUUAAGAGAAUCUCCACUGAGUCCUCGAGAAAUUCAGGGAUUUAAAGUUUAGGGUCACCGAACUGCUCUUUUGCUUUCCUCCCAGCCCGCCACAUCUUUUCGAUGGCUGUAGUAUCUUUUGGCUGUUUUUAAUUUCAUCUGUCCCCCCCCCCUCCCCGGGAAGAGGGAGGGAGAAAGAGCAGUUUUUCUUGGGUCAAUUUUAUUUUUCUUCAACCGAAAGGGGCAUGUCCAUCGGCUUUCCCCCCUCCUGCUCCUACAAGGAAGCCAACCCGAGGAUAAUCUUGAAAUAUACCAGUUCCCUCGGAUUUGCUGCUGCUGCUGCCUCCACCGCCUCUCCUGCUGAUGCGGUGCAGUGCCUGGACACUGGGAAUAAAUUAACACGGGCUCUUCUGUCUAUAUAGCCCCCUACCUAUUGCCAUUUCUUACGAAGAUCACUGAUGUGGUGGGAGCUCUGCCUGGCAGCCUCCUGUGCCUAGCUUGCAUGAUUUCCCAGCCCUCCGUCGUCGUCCCCCCCUUCCCUUUUUUUCCAGUUUCGUGUGAAGGGAGACGGUGAUGGGGAAGACAAGAGAAAAUGAAGGGAAAGGAAUGACCAUAAAUCGUUGUUGAAGCUCGCCUCAGUCUUUUGCUUUUCCUCUCCGGCCCGUUAAACACGGUAUUUCUCGAAGGAGGAGGGUGUUGUUUUUUUUCUUUGGAGAAGGAGGAAGUGUUGGCGUCGGGGAGGGGGAUCUCUUUCCCCUUUUGGAGAUGGUGGUGCUAUUCUUCUUUGCCUUAAACUGGAUGGUGGAGGGAGCCCUUUCGCAGCUUCACUACACAGUGCAGGAAGAACAGGAACAUGGCACUUUCGUGGGAAAUAUUGCGGAAGAUCUGGGCUUGGACAUUACAAAACUUUCCGCUCGCCGCUUCCAGACGGUGCCUAAUUCGCGAAGCCCUUAUCUGGAUCUCAAUCUGGAAACCGGGGUGCUAUACGUGAGUGAAAAGAUCGACCGGGAGCAAAUCUGCAAGCAAAGUCCGUCUUGCCAGUUGCACCUAGAGGUUUUCUUGGAAAAUCCGCUGGAGCUGUUCCGUGUCGAAAUCGAAGUGCUGGACAUUAACGACAACCCGCCUGCUUUCCCGGAGCCCGACCUGACAGUCGAGAUCUCGGAGAGCGCCACGCCGGGCACCCGUUUCCCUUUAGAAAGCGCUUUCGAUCCAGACGUGGGGACUAACUCGCUGCGCACCUAUGAGAUCACCCCCAACAGCUACUUCUCCCUGGACGUCCAGACGCAACCCGAUGGCAAUCGCUUCGCCGAACUAGUACUGUCCAAGCCCUUGGACCGAGAGCAGCAGGCGGUGCACCGCUACGUGCUCACGGCCGUGGAUGGUGGGCAGCCCCAACAGCGGACCGGCACGGCUCUGCUCACUAUUCGAGUACUAGAUUCCAACGAUAAUGUGCCCGCCUUUGAACAGCCCGUCUAUACUGUCUCCCUGCCGGAGAACUCGCCGCCCGGCACCCUGGUGCUACAGCUCAAUGCCAGCGACCCGGACGAAGGCCAGAAUGGCGAGAUCAUCUAUUCGUUCAGCAGUCACAUCUCUGCCCGGGCGCGGGAGCUCUUCGGCAUCUCCCCACGGACCGGGCGGUUGGAAGUCAACGGCGAACUGGACUACGAGGAGAGUAGCGUGUAUCAGGUGUACGUCCAAGCCAAGGAUCUGGGGCCCAACGCCGUGCCUGCUCACUGUAAGGUGCUGGUACGGGUGCUGGACGCGAACGACAACGCUCCCGAGAUCAGUUUCUCCACCGUCAAAGAAGCGGUGAGCGAGGCGGCAGCUCCAGGCACGGUGGUGGCUCUCUUCAGCGUCUCGGAUCGAGACUCCGAGGAGAACGGGCAAGUGCAAUGCGAGCUGCUGCAAGGCGACGCGCCUUUCCGCCUGAAAAGCUCCUUCAAGAACUACUACACCAUUGUCACCGAGGGGCCACUAGACCGAGAGCAGCCCGGAGGCGACGCCUACACUUUAACAGUGGUGGCACGGGACAUGGGUGAACCGCCGCUGACCACCAGUAAGUCCAUCCAGGUGCGAGUCAGCGAUGUGAACGACAACGCGCCCCGCUUCUCGCAACCCGUUUACCAGGUGUACGUGAGCGAAAAUAACGUGCCCGGAGCCUACAUUUAUGCCGUCAGCGCUGCGGACCGGGACCAGGGCGCCAACGCGCAGUUAGCCUACUCCAUCUUGGAGAGCCAGAUCCAGGGCAUGUCGGUCUUCACCUACGUCUCCAUCAACUCCGAGAACGGUUUCCUCUACGCGCUGCGCUCGUUCGAUUACGAGCAGCUCAAGGAGUUCAGCUUCCAAGUAGAAGCCCGUGACGCGGCCGGAGGGGGCGAGGAACCCAACGGCGAGGAAGCGCUAGCCGGCAACGCCACCGUCAACAUUGUGGUCGUGGACCAGAACGACAACGCGCCGGCUAUCGUCAGCCCGCUGCCGGGCCGCAACGGCACGCCGGCGCGAGAGGUGCUGCCCCGAGGCGCCGAACCGGGUUACUUGGUCUCCCGCGUGGCGGCGGUGGAUGCGGACGACGGCGAAAACGCGCGUCUCACCUACAGCAUCGCCCGGGGCAACGAGGCGAGCCUCUUUCGCAUGGACUGGCGCACCGGCGAGUUGCGCACGGCGCGCAAAGUGCCCGCCAAGCGAGAUCCGCAGCGGCCCUACGAGCUGGUCAUCGAGGUCCGCGACCACGGGCAGCCCCCGCUAUCUUCCACCGCCGCCCUCCACGUGGUCUUGGUGGACAGCGCGGUGGAGCGCCAGGGGGCGGGCGCUGGCGGGGGCGGGGGAGGAGGGGGUGCUGGGGGGCUAGUCCCUGGGGGCGCAGGAGGUCCCGGUGGAGAGCAUCGGCCCAGCCGCUCGGGCGGUGCCAGCAGCGCCGACACCUCGCUGGACCUGACUCUGAUCCUCAUUAUUGCCUUGGGGUCGGUCUCUUUCAUCUUCCUGCUGGCUAUGAUCGUGCUGGCCGUCCGCUGCCAGAAGGAGAAGAAGCUUAACAUCUACACGUGUUUGGCCAGCGACUGUUGCCUGAGCUGUUGUUGCUGCUGUUCUUGCUGCAGCCGCCAGGCGCGGGCCCGUAAGAAGAAGCUCAGCAAAUCGGAUAUCAUGCUGGUCCAGAGCUCUAAUGUACCCAGCAACCCAGUCCAGGUGCCCGUAGAGGAGUCGGCAAGUUUCAGUUCCCACCACCACAACCAGAACUAUUGCUAUCAGGUUUGCCUCACACCCGAGUCGGCCAAGACCGAUCUGAUGUUCCUCAAGCCUUGUAGCCCUUCCCGCAGCACAGAGGCGGAGCACAACCCUUGCGGGGCCAUCGUCACGGGAUACACUGACCAGCAGCCCGACAUCAUCUCGAAUGGCAGUAUAUUGUCUAGUGAGACAAAACAUCAGCGGACAGAACUCAGUUAUCUAGUUGACAGACCUCGGCGUGUAAACAGUUCUGCAUUCCAGGAAGCAGACAUAGUAAGCUCUAAGGACAGUGGUCAUGGAGACAGUGAACAAGGAGACAGCGAUCAUGACGCCACUAAUCGAGGUCAAUCCACUGGCAUGGAUCUCUUCUCUAAUUGCACAGAGGAAUGUAAAGCAUUGGGUCACUCAGAUCGGUGUUGGAUGCCCUCUUUUGUCCCUUCUGAUGGACGGCAGGCUGCGGAUUACCGCAGCAAUCUUCAUGUACCUGGAAUGGACUCUGUUCCAGACACCGAAGUGUUUGAAACACCAGAAGCCCAGCCAGGGGCAGAGAGAUCUUUCUCCACCUUUGGCAAAGAGAAGGCCCUUCACAGCACCCUGGAGAGGAAGGAACUGGAUGGACUGCUGUCUAAUACACGAGCGCCUUACAAACCACCAUAUUUGAGUAAGUACUGUCCAAAAAGGAUGCUAGAAAGUGUUCCUUUUGUAGGAGUAAAACAUCAUUUCCAAUAUGCUUGCUAGGAAUAGAUAAAGACAAUGGGAGGACCCCCAUCCCAUUCUUCUGAAAUUCUUCACUCUCGUCAAUUACUCUCCAUAUAACAUUGAUUUUUUAAAGAAAAACAGUUAUGGCAUUUUAAGCUUUCUACUUCUAGGACACCGUUGAAGAUUAAUUUAUUUUUUACAAAACAAAAAUCCCUAGCUUGUUUUUUAGAAGUUUUGCCUUACUAUACAGGGUCUUAAGUAAAGAAUUAACAACAUCAUCAUUUCUGCACAUUAUGUAGCCGUUUGUGGUGCCUCUUCAUUGAAAUUCAUUAAGCAUCAUAAUGUUUUUACCAUGGAGUAGUGCUUAGAGGACAUCUUACAGGAAGUUAUACCUUCCGUCUACUCCACUAUUUUUUUUUGUUUCCUUGAUCAUACUUCAAUGAAUUUGAAUGUUCUAUUUUGAUGUUUUCUGAAUUUUUAUGAUCUUCAUUCAUAUGAUAAUGCUUAUGUAGGCAACACAGAAGGUGCUAUAUAUUUCUUUAUAUGCUUCACAUUAUGAGCUAGAUAAAAUACGUUGAAUGAAGAUGAUAUAUUACUAAGUUUAUCAACCCAUUUUUAUAUUGCAAGAGUAGAAUUUUUCCGUUCAUUAGAAAUAUAUUCAGUGAUUAUUAAAAUCUAUAUCAUUGGAACAGAAGAAGGCACCGUUCAUCAGCAAACCAUUUAUUUAAUAGUACAACUAUGGCAAAUAUUUCAGGGAGAUUUUUGAAGGAAAUUAAAGACUGAAAGACAGCAGAGGUGAUAACAGCAAUUUCAAAUAAUACACUUGCUACUAGAGUACUUCAUUUGAUCUCUUUUACUCAUCCUUAUUUUUGUCUUGAAAUUAGCCCGUUGUAAAAUAAGGAUUCAGUCUGAAAUACAGCUUUUCUUUUAGAUUGAAUAGUUGAGAGAAUGGACAAUUUUUAUAUCACUGUUAAGAUUUAGAUACUACUUACAAGAACUUCAUAUUAAAAAAAACAUACAUUCCCAUGAGCAUCAUCUGGUGUACAUUUGAAAUUUUGGAUAAAGAUGGAGUUGACAGCCUGUUGUUCACAUCAAGAUCCAUCCCAUGCACAUUCCAUUCAACAGCUACUAUCUUAGAGGCAUGCUGCUAAUAUCCACAACCUGAACUCAGAUCUAUCAUAUUUUCUUUCUUUGUUUUAUUCAGUUUACAAAGUGCAUCAAAAAUGACAAGCUAGCAUCCAAAUUUGCAAAACCUUAAUUUUCAUUAGAAUUCAGCAUUUAAUUUCCUAAUGAAUUGAAAUAAAUGCUGUGUUACAAGUUAACAGCAACCCAUAUAUAUUUGUGGGGUGGAAGGUGGUUUUGAUUCUUGUACUAAACCUAAACAAUACAUAGCUACUAUUUUUAUAGAAUAUAUUUAUUAAAAGAAGAAAUCAGUGCCUUAGUACAGUGUGAAGGUUGAAAACAGAUAGGCAGGCAGGCAGGCAGAGAGAUAAAUAAAGAAACUAUUUUUAUUUCACUUAUAAAGACAACAGCAAGAUUUUAUACAAAAGAUAAUUGUAGCAGAAUGGCUACUAAUGUCCAUAGAAUAAUCAAAUUUAGCAUUCUCCUGGGUCUGAUUACACCAAAAAAAAAAGGAUCAAGAAAACAUUGCAAUUUACAUUUUGAAUUAAAUAAAAAGGCUAAAUAAGAAAAGCCCCCCAAAAUUAGAGUCUACUGGGUAUGUAGCACUAGCCAUAUUAAUUGAUAAAACUGAGGAAGUAUCAAUCAGCUAAUGUGUUAUUUCUUUCUUUAAGAAAAAGGAGGAAGAAAUGGAAGGGAUAAAUAUAUUUAAUUUGACUUAAUAAACAUUUAAUUGUCAAAAGGUUUGGAAUUUCUGAAUUUAUUUCAUUAAAAUGGUGAUGA